Molecule: messenger RNA, 687 nt
Organism: Schizosaccharomyces osmophilus
Lineage: Eukaryota; Fungi; Ascomycota; Schizosaccharomycetes; Schizosaccharomycetales; Schizosaccharomycetaceae
Gene: uaf2
Product: U2 small nuclear RNA auxiliary factor small subunit, U2AF-23
Exons: 2
Coding region: 1-687 (228 amino acids)
Biological process (GO): mRNA splicing, via spliceosome
Cellular component (GO): spliceosomal complex; U2AF complex
Molecular function (GO): metal ion binding; pre-mRNA 3'-splice site binding
Source: RefSeq, a predicted model, not a curated record
AUGAACACUAUCCUUUUACCAUUCAUCACAAUGGCAAGUCGCUUGGCAAGUAUUUACGGUACAGAGCAAGACAAAGUAAACUGUACGUUUUAUUCAAAAAUUGGUGCUUGUCGACACGGAGAACGAUGCUCUCGUAAGCAUGUGAAGCCAAAUUUCAGUCAAACGAUUUUGUGCCCCAAUUUGUAUAAGAAUCCAAUCCACGAACCAGCAGGAAAGCGGAUGUCUGAUCGCGAAUUGAAUUUCCAAUUUGACGCGUUUUAUGAAGAUAUGUUUUGUGAAUUUGCCAAAUAUGGUGAAGUGGAACAAAUUGUUGUUUGUGACAACGUCGGAGACCAUCUAAUCGGAAACGUGUAUGUGCGUUUUAAGUAUGAAGAUUCUGCACAAAAGGCUGUGGACGAUUUGAAUUCACGUUGGUAUUCCCAAAAGCCAGUAUAUGCCGAGUUGUCUCCUGUUACCGACUUUCGUGAGGCCUGUUGCCGUCAGCACGAGACAUCAGAAUGUUUGCGCGGUGGCCUGUGUAACUUUAUGCAUGCCAGAAAGCCAGAUCAUCACUUAAUGCGGGAGUUAAAUACGUCUCAACGUAAAUACUUUACUAUGAAUGCUUACGAUGAGAUGACAAAAAAAGCUUUGAAUCCACAGGGCUCAUCGGAUAAUUGGGUGGGCGCGUCGGUUGAGCAAAGAAGAUAA